This is a messenger RNA of Sclerotinia borealis F-4128, 729 nucleotides long. NCBI's taxonomy places the organism in Eukaryota, Fungi, Ascomycota, Leotiomycetes, Helotiales, Sclerotiniaceae. The record is from the annotation of a GenBank genome assembly.
AUGGCAUCACCACAACAGAGUCUCAAAGUAAAAAGAAUAGUGUGGACUUGUGCAAUUACAUCUAUUACUGCCGUGGGCGCAAUAUAUGGUGCUGGGUUGAAGACGCAGGGGGAACAUAAAAAGGAAAUCCGCAAGGUUCGCGAAGCAACACUUUCGGAAAGAAUCUCACAUCUAGAACAACAAAGAGGGGCAUUGGUAGCAAAAAGGAUAGGAUUGGAGAAGAAGAUCAAGGAGGCGGGAAUGAGGAGGGAUGGGGCGACGGUGGAGGAGAGUACGAGGGGGAUGGAGAGGAGGAGGGGUGAGGGGGUGAGGGUUACUAUGGAGGAUAAUUUGAAGGUUGUGGGGAUGGGGGCGGAGGUGGAUGAGAUCUGCCUCCACGGCAGUGGCCCCCGGAGGGCUAGCGGAGCGUCAUUCCACUCGAUUGAUUCUAUUUAUGGGGGCAAGCCCCCAAACCCCCAUAGCUCGCUACGCUCGAUGGCUUUGCGCUCGGUAACGGUAAAGGAGCAUACUUUUCAGAUGCAUUGGUUACGGAGGGAGGGUUCGGAUGAAAAGAGAUAUCAUGAGCUUCAGAUAUGUGGAGGAUGUUCACCACCUCAACGAACCGCUCACCCUUUACUUCAAAUACCCGGCCUUUUACCAUAUCGACCACGAAGUCGACCCGGAAUCUCCCUCCUCCUUCUCAUAGGCUCCGCAGCAGCAACGCCUCUCCAUCUGCAAAUCCGCGGCUAA